GUCAAUUUGCCGCCUAGUAUAUCCUUCCCUUCCGCUCCCGACUCCUCGGUUGGUUUGUUCAUCUGCACUUCGCCAACAUGAACAUCAUCAAGCUGCAAAAGAAGUAUCCCCAGUUCGAGCAGGGCGAGAUCUUCGGCCUGCAGGAGGCGUUCCGCAGGCUCGACGUCGACGACAAGGGCUACCUCGACGAGGGAACCGUCAUCAAGGCCGCGCAGCAGUCGGAGCACCAGCCCUACGAUGUCGUGCGACAGGCCCUGAAAGAGGUCGAGCUGGACUCGUCGAGAAGAGUCGAGCUCGAGGACUAUGUUGAUCUCAUCUCCAAACUGCGAGUUUCGUCUCCGGCCCAACAGCGCAUGUCUACCGGCCCAAGCCGCCCGCGCGCCGGCACUGCUACGAGCGUCAACUCGCCUUCCAACCCCGGACACUCGUCCAAGGGUAGCUUGGGCGGCGGCAGGAUCCACGUCCAGGGCUCGUCGGCCAACGUCACGCACACCAUCAACGAAGAUGAGCGCACCGAGUUUACGCGCCACAUCAACGCCGUGCUUGCUGGCGAUGCCGACAUUGGUGAUCGUCUCCCCUUCCCGACCGACACGUUUGAGAUGUUUGAUGCCUGCAAGGACGGUCUCGUGCUGUCCAAGCUCAUCAACGACAGUGUCCCAGACACCAUUGAUGAGCGUGUGCUGAACAAGCCGGGCAAGAAGAUCAAGUCGCUGAACAACUUCCACUUUACCGAGAACAACAACAUUGUCAUUGAGUCGGCAAAGGGUAUUGGUUGCUCGGUCGUCAACAUUGGCAGUCAGGACAUCAUCGAAGUGCGCGAGCACUUGAUUUUAGGUCUGAUCUGGCAGAUCAUCAGGAGAGGUCUGUUGGGAAAGAUUGAUAUCAAGCUACACCCGGAGCUCUACAGGCUGUUGGAGGACGAUGAGACGCUAGACCAGUUCCUGCGCCUGCCUCCGGAGCAGAUUCUGCUGAGGUGGUUCAACUACCACCUGAAGAACGCAAAGUGGCAUAGGACUGUGACCAACUUCUCGACUGACGUCAAAGACGGCGAGAACUACACCGUCCUCCUUAGCCAGCUGGCGCCCGAAAUCUGCUCUCGCGCUCCGCUCCAGCAGACGGACCUUCUUCAGCGCGCCGAGAUGGUGUUGCAGAAUGCCGACGCCCUCGACUGCCGCAAGUUCCUCACCCCCAAAUCACUUGUAGCCGGAAACCCGAAGCUCAACUUGGCCUUUGUCGCCAACUUGUUCAACACACACCCUUGCCUCGACCCCAUCACAGAAGAGGAGAAGGCUGAGAUUGACGACUUCGAUGCGGCAGGAGAGCGUGAGGCCCGUGUCUUCACUCUGUGGCUCAACUCUCUCGACGUCAAGCCAGUCGUGCAGUCUUUCUACGAGGACCUCAAGGACGGAACCGUCAUUCUCCAGGCCUACGACAAGGUCAUUCCAAGCAGUGUCAACUGGCGACACGUGAACAAGCCACGUGAAGGUCAGGAGCUGAUGCGUUUCAAGGCCCUCGAGAACACCAACUACGCUGUUGAGCUCGGCAAGGUUAACCAAUUCUCGCUCCCUGGUAUACAGGGUGCUGAUAUCACCGACGGCCAGCGCACACUUACUCUUGGUCUCGUAUGGCAGCUCAUGCGCAGGGACAUUGUCUCGACGCUCAACGGCCUUGCCCAGCAGCUCGGCAGGCGCGAAAUUUCGGAUUCAGAUAUGAUUGCGUGGGCCAACGACAUGGCAAGGAAGGGCGGCAAGAACACUCAAAUCCGCUCCUUCAAGGACUCGUCUCUCAGCAAUGCCAUUUUCCUCCUGGAUGUUCUGGCUGGCAUGAAGCCCGCAUACGUCGACUACGACCUCGUUGCUCCUGGCCGCAAUGACGACGAGUGCUACCAGAACGCCAAGUUGGCCAUUAGUAUUGCACGAAAGAUGGGCGCGACCAUCUGGCUUGUACCUGAUGACAUUGUUGCCGUUCAAAGCAGGCUUAUCACCUCCUUUAUUGGUAGUUUGAUGGCCACGGCCGAGAAGAAGGGUUGAUUGUAGUAGAUCCCCCCAUUACCGGCUGAAGAUUUCCCAAAAUCAUGCUUUUUUUUCUCUUUUCUUUUAUAGUGUUUCCUUAUCCUGUCUUUCUCUCUCUCUCUCUCUCUCUCCCUGGAAUGAGUUAGACAAUGUUGGCUGAUGUUUGCGCCGCAAGCGUGCGAGAGCGUUCUCAGGACAAAGGGGUUCUAUUCCAGUUAAUCAGUGAUGAAAAAAAGAAGUAGCAAGUUC
Messenger RNA from Exserohilum turcica Et28A, 2261 nucleotides. RefSeq lists its product as uncharacterized. Gene Ontology annotation, cellular component: cytoplasm; actin filament bundle; actin filament. Gene Ontology annotation, biological process: actin filament network formation; actin filament bundle assembly. Lineage: Eukaryota; Fungi; Ascomycota; Dothideomycetes; Pleosporales; Pleosporaceae. The transcript is spliced from 4 exons. The coding region runs from base 78 to 2030 and encodes 650 amino acids. The record is from RefSeq and is a predicted model, not a curated record. Gene Ontology annotation, molecular function: calcium ion binding; actin filament binding.